Molecule: messenger RNA, 4705 nt
Organism: Castor canadensis (American beaver)
Lineage: Eukaryota; Metazoa; Chordata; Mammalia; Rodentia; Castoridae
Gene: Hectd2
Product: HECT domain E3 ubiquitin protein ligase 2
Biological process (GO): protein polyubiquitination
Molecular function (GO): ubiquitin protein ligase activity
Source: RefSeq, a predicted model, not a curated record
AUGAGUGAGGCGGUCAAACCCUCUCCCGCCGCGCCGCCGGCGGUGGCGGCGGCCGCCCCGGAGGACAAGAAAGGGAAAGAGCCGGAGCGCGAGAAGCUGCCGCCCAUCGUGUCGGCCGGCGCCAGCGCGACCGCGGGUUCAGACAGAGGUGCCAAAGGCCAAACAUCCUCUUUCAGCAGUUUCGUUUCAACUGUUAGCCAAAAGAAAGAAGCCGCUGAAAAUAAAAGUUCACCUACACAUCUUGUUUUCCCUAACAUCAAGAAUGUGAGAGACCUACCACCAAUUUGCCUUGAUGUUAGACAAAAACAGCGUGUCUCCAUAGAUGCAUCAUCAUCUGAAAUGAAGGCCCCAGUCCUUCCAGAACCUAUCCUUCCUUACCAGUCCAAAACUAUGAAAGACUUUCAGGAGGAUGUAGAAAAAGUUAAGUCAUCAGGAGAUUGGAAAACAGUACAUGAUUUUUAUCUUAAAACAUUUGAUUCUUUCCCAGACUUAAAUGCUGCAUUUAAGAAAGAUGCCACUGCUUCAUUUAAUACCAUUGAAGACUCUGGAAUUAAUGCUAAAUUUGUGAAUGCUGUCUAUGAUGCCUUGCUUAAUACUCCUCAAGACAUUCAGAAGACAGUAUUAAAGGGGAUCAUUAACAGCUUGUUACAAGAAUGGAAAGGCCCACGAACAAAAGAUGAUCUUCGAGCAUAUUUUAUACUUUUACAGAAUCCUCAGUUUAAUAAUACAUCUACAUAUGUCAUCUAUGCUCAUUUGCUGCGACAGAUAGCCACCUUAGUGGAAGCUGACCAUCAUUUCCUAGUUCACUGGUGUAAAAAAUUAUCCCAGAAGAGGUUCAAACAAUUGGUAGAGAAAUUACUGCAAUUUAUUUCUUUACGCCUGUUUCCUGCAAAGCCUGAAGAGUUUCCACCUAUAACCAAGUGUUCCUGGUGGAUUCCAUCAGCAUCUAAAGUGUUGGCUUUACUUAAUACUGCAAACAAUUUGGUUCGCCCUCCCCUUAUUCCUUAUACUGAUUUCUAUAAUUCUACAUUGGAUCACAUUGAUCUCAUGGAAGAAUAUCAUACUUGGCAGAGCUUUGGAAACUCUCACAGGUUUUCCUUCUGUCAGUACCCAUUCGUUAUUUCUAUAGCUGCAAAAAAAAUCAUUAUUCAGAGAGACUCAGAACAACAGAUGAUAAGCAUCGCAAGGCAAAGUCUGGUGGAUAAAGUAUCUCGAAGACAGAGACCUGAUAUGAAUAUGUUAUUUCUAAAUAUGAAAGUAAGGCGGACACAUCUGGUUAGCGAUUCACUUGAUGAGUUAACCCGGAAAAGAGCAGACUUGAAAAAGAAGUUGAAAGUUACAUUUGUAGGGGAAGCUGGUUUGGAUAUGGGUGGCUUGACUAAAGAAUGGUUCCUUCUUCUCAUUCGCCAGAUUUUUCAUCCAGAUUAUGGCAUGUUUACAUAUCACAAGGAUUCACACUGCCAUUGGUUUAGCAGCUUUAAAUGUGAUAACUAUUCUGAAUUUCGAUUGGUUGGAAUUCUCAUGGGACUAGCUGUUUAUAACAGUAUCACCUUGGAUAUUCGUUUCCCUCCCUGCUGUUACAAGAAAUUAUUGAGCCCUCCUAUCAUUCCAAGUGAUCAAAAUACACCAGUAGGCAUCUGCAGUGUUACCAUUGAUGACUUAUGUCAAAUUAUGCCUGAAUUAGCUCAUGGAUUAAGUGAACUCUUAUCAUAUGAAGGCAAUGUUGAAGAAGAUUUCUACUCAACAUUCCAGGUUUUUCAAGAAGAAUUUGGAAUAAUAAAGACAUAUAAUUUAAAGCCAGGAGGUGAUAAAAUUCCAGUCACCAAUCAAAAUAGAAAAGAAUAUGUACAGCUUUAUACUGACUUCCUUCUCAACAAAUCCAUCUAUAAGCAGUUUGCUGCAUUUUAUUAUGGAUUUCAUAGUGUAUGUGCUUCAAAUGCCCUAAUGCUGCUUCGUCCAGAAGAGGUUGAAAUUCUGGUCUGUGGAAGUCCUGAACUAGACAUGCAUGCUCUGCAGAGAAGCACUCAUUAUGACGGCUAUGCGAAAACAGACCUAACUAUAAGGUACUUUUGGGAUGUUGUGCUUGGAUUUCCUCUUGAUCUUCAAAAGAAGUUGCUACAUUUUACUACAGGAAGUGACAGAGUACCUGUAGGAGGAAUGGCUGAUUUGAACUUUAAAAUCUCAAAGAAUGAAACUUCUACUAAUUGGUUACCUGUGGCUCACACCUGCUUUAAUCAGCUUUGCCUUCCUCCCUACAAGAGCAAAAAAGACCUGAAGCAGAAGUUGAUCAUUGGAAUCUCCAAUUCAGAAGGCUUUGGACUUGAGUAACCUAGAAGACUUGAAAUAUAUUUUAUAUGUAGCAUUCACUUCCCUCUUAUUGUGCCUUUAACCUUUUCAUGUUUCUGUCUCAAAACAUUUUCACAAAGCUCACCAACUUUAAAAUACUGAGAUUUUUUUUUAAUUGAAUAUGAAGUAUGUUUAGUGAAGGCAUGAUUUUUCUAAAAACCCAAAUUUUUUGAGUGAGGAAAAGACCACAAUGCAGAAACAAAUGUGGGUCCAGUUACUCUUUUUUUAUAGCACUUUAUUAUUUCCAUAAGUAGUGUCACAGGUGUACCACUGGGAAAGCAGAGUAUAGUGAGGAACACAUUUAUGAUACAGUUGAACCCAGUGGCAGAUCAUGUGCUGCCAGCACACUGUAGCAAAGCAAAUAGCUACACUAUCUUUAACAUAGGCAUGUAGCCAUAUUUUCAUAUAGAGGUAACAACAGUAUAAUUGCAAAUGCAGUUUACAGGGUCUUUUGAUAUACUGGUUUUGGGUUCUAUAAGAUUCUUUUCAGCUGUUGCUGAACAGCAUGUAUAUAAGUACAUACUAGCCUAAGAAUAAUGGGAUUUUGAUAGUGCCAUUUAUUGCUAAAGAUUUAUUUUUACAAAGUAAAUUCAGGGUUUUAGAUGUGUAUACAGCUUUUACAAACCAAUAAAGAUGAUUGUGCAAGAGUAUUUUCAGACUAAUUGGAUUCAAGGUUAUAUUCUUUUAAGUAUUGUUAAUCUGCAUGCACAUUGGCAGUAAACCAGUUACUUGAGUACUCUGUAAUAUUUCUAUAAUGAUCAUAUCUUGAAGAUCAAGAUAAUAGAAAAAUCAGAUCUAAGUAAUCAUUGAUGAAUUAAGUCAAUUACAAGCACAAAAGAAAAGAACUACUUUUAUAUAUAUUUUGAUUGAUGUACAAGACAUAUCUACAUGUUUUGAUCACCAAUUGUACUGACACACUAGUUUUUGGAAAAGAUAGGAAAGGUAUUUGACAAAAGUGAAUACAAUAAUAACAUUUAUGUCAAAAUGGUGUGGCUUGGUGUGAAGAUAAAGCUCAGCAUUUUGGCUGAAAUGUUUGUUUCUCACUGGAUUCCAAAGGUAGUAAAUUCAAAGGUACCCUUGUUUUUCAUUUCUAAUACAAUUGCAUGUUAAAAAAAAAACUGCAUUUUAAGUCACAGUAAAUAUUUUUUUUAAUUUAUAGCAAAUGAAGCAGUUUUAUUAGCAUGUCAUAAACAUUUCCAGAUCAACUUCUCUUAUUCUUUGAGUACUUUCAGAGAAAACUCUGAAGUUGUAUUUGCAAUAAUAAUGAAACCAGCAUUUAAUAACCAGCAUAUGAUUCAUAUGCAAAUAAAACUUUCCAGAAAUCUUACCUAGUCAGGCCAUUUCCUUGUUACUAUACUUCCUGCACCCAACCAGCAGAAGUCUUCAAGGGUGAGGAACCAGUCACUUGUUUUCCUACAGUUCUGAAACCAACCCACAAGUCUUCAAGGGAAGAAAGUUAACUUCAUUUACUAUUCACUGAAGUGACUCUCCUUUUCCAUUUGAAUAUACUAUACAGUGUAUUUCUUUUUAAAAGUCUUGGAAAGCCUAAGAGAGUUAAGGGCAUAUUAGUUUAGUUUAGUUUUGUUUAACUCUGCUUUUAAUUCCAUAUGCAAAUAAAACUGCUUCUCUUAACACUGCUUGAAACUAGAAAGUAAGAUGUUUAAUGUAGGUUACUACUAAUUAAUAAGCACAAAAGAAUCAUGUAUAAGAAACCAGAUUUAAGUGUUUUAAGUAAAACAUAAAGUUUUUAUUUGGUAGAGAUGACCCAUGGAAAAAUAGUGUUGGCUUGGUCUGCAUGUUUAAUGAUGUGCUGUAUAUCAAUAGCUAUGUCACUUUUAAGUAAGAAGUACACAAGCAAGCCAAAUUUUAAGUGACAAAAUCCAUAAAAAACUGAAGAAUUUUUGUUGUCUGUUAUUAAGUUGAAAUUUAUAACCAUUUGUCACUAAGUUGCACAUUACCUUUAUUUAUUCUCUUUUUAGUUUACAGUGUAAUAAUACCUCAUUUAAAAAAGUAAAAACCACUACUGUUACAUUUUACUAAUUUAAACAGCUAGAAAAUCCAUGUAGUUCCUUUUUUUAUACACACUCUGUUAAUGAAUUCUUGAUUUUUGUAUCUGCCACAGUAAAUUAAAGCAUUACAUAGUAUUUAUUGAUAUUUAUAAAUUGUCUUGUUCUUCUUCUAAUCUUUAAUAUUUUUAAGGUGUAAUUGGAAGUUGUUAACAUUUCCCCUUUUUUGUACAAAUCUGUAUUGUAUGAAGUUAAUUUCUGGAUAAAAUUUUUCAGAUAUGAUAAUUACACAAUCAGACUUCAAUUCAUUUUUUUCAACACUAGGCAAUUAAUUAAAACCAUAGUUUUAAAAU